AUGACGACAAAAGCAAACCGCUUGACCUUCUUGGAAGCUGUGCGGCGAGGACGAACAGACCAGGUUGAUCAACUUCUUCGGGCGCGGGCACAUCCAGAAGAUGUGGAUGAGAACGUUUGUGAUUGGACCGGAGAGCCCCUCCGUCCAACGGUUCUGAUGCUGGCAGCCCAAAAUGCGCAGCAGGUUUGUGUCGAAAGGCUGUUGCAGGCGGGUGCUCUGGUGAAUGGCAAGAAUGCCAUCGGGCGAACCGCCCUGCAUAUAGCAGCCGAGAAAGGGCACGUCCCAGUCGCAAAACGCUUGCUACAUGCACAUGCGAACCUGGACAUCGACGACAAGAAGGGCAACACUCCCCUGCACCGCUCGGCAUGCAAUGGGAGGCAGGAGAUGACGCGUGUGCUGCUGGCAAUGCUUGCGGAAGUCGACGUCAAGGACCAGCGAGGCCAAACCCCCAUGGACCAGGCCAGAGACCGUGGUCAAACAAAGAUCGUGGAGAUGCUGGCUGAGGCUGCAGCUGAGAAGGCAGCGGCAUUCGUGCAGCUCCGAGUUCUGAAUCGACAGCAGCUCCAGCUCGUUGCAAAGAGAGUUGAGGUUGAAGGUGAUUCUGAUCUCGAAGCCAUGCUAGCAAUGCUGACCCAGUACUUUGUGGCUCGCUUUCGCGGACGACAAGCCUCUGAGUUGAUCCAAGAAGCCCAAGCAAUGCGAGUGAAGCAGGAUGCCCUCGAUGAGGCCAUGCAAGAGUACGACAAUAUGCCGAAGCUCGGGCUGAUUAAGUUGCUGGUGUCGCAGACGGCACUGACCACUGGCUACGUGCCUCCGCCGCCUUUGCCGCCCAUCCAACCGAUGGGCCCCGUAAGUAGUACCGUGGCACCGCCGGCACCGCCGCUGCCACCGCCGCCAGCAUCAACCAAAUCCCCACGUGAUCACCAGUCGAUGCGGGCAUUGAAAGCCUGA
Molecule: messenger RNA, 951 nt
Organism: Symbiodinium natans
Lineage: Eukaryota; Dinophyceae; Suessiales; Symbiodiniaceae
Source: the annotation of a GenBank genome assembly